GAAAUUCAUGAACCUGGUUAGCUGAGCUUUUCUGAUAUUUUACAAAGACGAAAAAAUCUCAGUUUGAGCCAGUGGUCAGCGUCUUCAACUACUCUACGCCAUUGCCCAAAAAUCUUGACCCAAGCUCGUUUCCUUUGUCAGCAUCCCAUUCUGCACCAUUUCCAUGGCGUUCUCUGCAAUAUUCUACACAUCUUCACCUUCCCUUACUCUUCAUUGCAAAACCCAUAGACCCAUUUUCUCUCAUGCUGCAUACUUCUCAAAAUCUCUCAUUGUCAAAGCUUCAUCCACUCUGGACUACUCCAAGGUCUCUGUAGACGAGAAAGCGUUAGCCCCAACAAAGACAAAUAAUUGGCAGUGGAAAUUUAAAGACAAUACGAUUAACAUCUAUUAUGAGGAGCAUGAAAAGUACAACAAUGAUUCUUCGAAAAAUAUCCUUAUGGUACCAACCAUUUCAGAUGUUAGCACUGUUGAAGAGUGGAGAUCAGUAGCUAGAGACAUAGUUCAGCGAGUUGGUAAAUUCAAUUGGCGAGCCACCAUUGUUGAUUGGCCUGGUCUGGGGUACUCAGAUAGACCUAAGCUGGAGUACAAUGCUGAUGUGAUGGAGAAAUUCCUGGUCGAUUUCAUCAAUGCACCUGAUGGUCCUAUAAAUGGCUUAGAAAAUGACUUGGUGGUAUUUGGAGGAGGUCAUGCAGCCACACUUACUAUUCGUGCUGCAAAACAGGGUUUCCUAAAGCCACAAGCAAUCGCUGCCAUUGCACCCACCUGGGCUGGUCCUCUUCCCAUUGUGUUUGGUCGAGAUUCAAGCAUGGAAACAAGGUAUGGACUGCUUAGGGGCACCUUAAGGGCUCCGGCUGUGGGCUGGAUGAUGUAUAACAUGCUUGUCAGCAAUGAGAAGGCCAUUGAAUCCCAAUACAAAUCCCAUGUGUAUGCAAAUCCUGAAAAUGUCACUCCUGACAUUAUUGAAACCAGAUAUGCAUUAACAAAACGGAAAGGUGCUCGCUAUGCACCUGCAGCAUUCUUGACUGGUCUACUUGACCCUGUACAGUCCCGAGAAGAGUUUCUUGAUCUCUUUGCAGCUAUGGAGGGAAAGAUACCAGUUGCGGUUUUAUCAACUGAGGGAUCUCCAAAAAGGUCAAAAGCCGAGAUGGAAGCUCUCAGGGGAGCCAAGGGUGUGAGCAAGUUUAUUGAAAUUCCAGGCGCUCUUCUUCCACAAGAGGAGUAUCCCAUCAAGGUUGCAGAAGAACUUUACCGGUUCUUGCAAGAAAACUUCGACUCUAGGGCUUAGGUUUGCUUUCUACAUAUACUUUUUCGCUCAGGUUGUAGACACCACACUUUUUAUACUCAAGUUAAUUUGAUUCUACUCCCAUUGUCAUAUAAAAUCUUCAAAUCUAGAACUUAUACCCGUAGGAAACAGUAUGUUGAAGAAUAAGAAUCUGUGUAAACAUUUAUUUAUAUGCAUAACAACUCGGGAAAAUUUUCAACUUUUCUUUUCACAUGAUUUGAGGUUUGGACUGAAAGUCCCUCAAUCAGUUGAUGUAAAACAUUGUGAAAGACAUUUUUGUUAUAGUUAACUUCAUUGCUGAGUUGCACAGGA
Ziziphus jujuba (common jujube) is the source of this 1594-nucleotide messenger RNA. RefSeq lists its product as uncharacterized. NCBI's taxonomy places the organism in Eukaryota, Viridiplantae, Streptophyta, Magnoliopsida, Rosales, Rhamnaceae. The record is from RefSeq and is a predicted model, not a curated record. Gene Ontology annotation, cellular component: chloroplast. Bases 164 to 1285 code for a protein of 373 amino acids. The transcript is spliced from 4 exons.